AUGAGUGAAAGGAGAAGAUCUGCAGUCGCCCUGAGCUCGCGAGCACAUGCCUUCUCCGUUGAAGCCUUGAUCGGCUCAAAUAAAAAGCGGAAACUGCGAGACUGGGAGGAGAAGGGGCUGGAUCUGUCCAUGGAGGCUCUGAGCCCCGCGGACCCACUUGGCGACAACGAGGACGCGGCCGCACACGGCCUGGAGCCCCACCCUGAUUCUGAGCAGAGCACUGGUUCAGAUUCUGACGUGCUCACUGAGCGGACUUCCUGCUCCUUCGACACUCACACUGACCUGGGCUCGGGCUCUGCAGGCCCUGUGCCUGCCUCCAUGUCUUCCAUGGAAGAGAUUCAGGUGGAGCUGCAAUGUGCUGACCUCUGGAAGAGGUUCCAUGAUAUUGGAACUGAAAUGAUCAUCACCAAGGCAGGCAGGAGGAUGUUUCCUGCUAUGAGAGUGAAAAUCACUGGCCUGGAUCCACACCAGCAGUACUACAUAGCAAUGGAUAUUGUACCUGUGGACAAUAAACGAUACAGGUACGUGUAUCACAGCUCCAAGUGGAUGGUGGCGGGCAAUGCUGAUUCUCCUGUGCCCCCAAGAGUUUAUAUCCACCCUGAUUCUCUAGCUUCUGGAGACACCUGGAUGAGACAGGUGGUCAGUUUCGACAAACUCAAGCUGACCAACAAUGAAUUGGAUGAUCAGGGACAUAUCAUUCUGCACUCUAUGCACAAAUACCAGCCUCGGGUUCAUGUGAUUCGCAAGGACUUCAGUAGCGACCUUUCGCCCACCAAGCCUGUUCCAGUUGGGGAUGGGGUGAAAACAUUCAACUUUCCUGAGACUGUGUUCACCACAGUCACGGCUUAUCAGAACCAGCAGAUCACCAGAUUAAAAAUCGAUCGAAACCCUUUUGCUAAAGGAUUCAGAGAUUCUGGGAGAAACAGAACCGGCCUGGAAGCCAUCAUGGAGACUUAUGCAUUCUGGAGACCCCCCGUGCGCACACUCACCUUUGAGGAUUUCACCACCAUGCAAAAGCAACAAGGGGGCAGCACAGGUACUUCCCCAACCACCUCCAGCACUGGGACACCAUCUCCUUCAGCUUCUUCCCAUCUUUUAUCUCCAUCCUGUUCUCCUCCAACCUUUCAUCUGGCCCCCAACACUUUCAACGUGGGCUGUCGAGAGAGCCAGCUGUGUAAUCUCAACCUCUCUGAUUAUCCACCCUGUGCCCGAAGCAACAUGGCUGCCUUGCAGAGCUACCCAGGGCUGAGUGACAGUGGCUAUAACAGGCUCCAGAGUGGCACCACUUCAGCCACUCAGCCCUCGGAAACCUUCAUGCCUCAGAGGACUCCAUCCCUGAUCUCAGGAAUACCAACUCCUCCCUCGUUGCCUAGCAACAGCAAGAUGGAAGCCUACGGUGGCCAGCUGGGGUCCUUCCCCACUUCUCAGUUUCAGUAUGUCAUGCAGGCAGGCAAUGCAGCCUCCAGCUCCACAUCACCACACAUGUUUGGGGGCAGCCACAUGCAGCAGAGCUCCUACAAUGCCUUCUCCCUUCACAAUCCCUACAAUUUGUAUGGAUACAACUUCCCCACUUCCCCUAGGCUAGCUGCAAGCCCAGAAAAACUGAGCACCUCUCAAAGCACUUUACUCUGUUCUUCUCCUUCCAAUGGGGCCUUUGGAGAGAGGCAGUACCUGCCCACGGGGAUGGAGCACAGUAUGCACAUGAUUAGCCCUUCGCCCAAUAAUCAGCAGGCAACCAACACCUGUGACGGCCGGCAGUAUGGGGCAGUUCCAGGCUCCUCCUCCCAGAUGUCCGUGCACAUGGUUUAA
Messenger RNA from Choloepus didactylus (southern two-toed sloth), 1809 nucleotides. It is a transcript of the gene TBX15, whose product is annotated as T-box transcription factor 15. Gene Ontology annotation, cellular component: nucleus. Gene Ontology annotation, molecular function: RNA polymerase II cis-regulatory region sequence-specific DNA binding; DNA-binding transcription factor activity, RNA polymerase II-specific. NCBI's taxonomy places the organism in Eukaryota, Metazoa, Chordata, Mammalia, Pilosa, Megalonychidae. Gene Ontology annotation, biological process: cell fate specification; positive regulation of DNA-templated transcription; regulation of transcription by RNA polymerase II. The transcript is spliced from 8 exons. The record is from RefSeq and is a predicted model, not a curated record. The coding region runs from base 1 to 1809 and encodes 602 amino acids.